Thamnophis sirtalis is the source of this 4369-nucleotide messenger RNA. Lineage: Eukaryota; Metazoa; Chordata; Lepidosauria; Squamata; Natricidae. The record is from RefSeq and is a predicted model, not a curated record.
UAAUUUGGAUGUAAUAACCCAUCUCUUUUGGCGAGCAGCAAUAUGAUGCCAAAUAGAAGUAAUCUUGCUUACCACAGUCUUAGAACAGGCAGCUAAGAUAAAUAGCUUAUACAGAAAAUUUGUUUCUGGUGUACCACUAACAUCAUUGAUUUGGUGGCGUCUCAUCUCACACAGAUUCCAACAAGAUGUUGGAAGAAUAUGGCCAUAUGCAAAACCAGGUGGAAUUACAAAACACCAGUUUGGGAAAAGAAGUAGUUAUGAAUUCUCUUGAAACUGAUCUCCAGCAUAUAAUGGACAAACUCAGCCAGAAAAAAUACUCAUCAAGUCUGAAAUUAAAAACAAAUGAAGACUACUCUGGUUCUUAUUUAACUCUCUCCCAGCCUCUGGCACCUAAAUUGAGCCCUGCAUCCAGUGUUAAAAGUGUGCCAUCUGUUUCCAAAAUUCAGGGAAUCAAACCUUUGGCUUAUGAGAACUCUUAUCUUUCAGACAAAAAUGCUUCUCUAAAGCAUAUGGGCCCCAUUUCAGGCACAUUCUCAUCAUUAAGUGGGUGCAGCCUUGGAAAGAAAGACUUCGAUGUUUAUGCUACCAGAGAAAAUGAAAAACAGUUUGGACAUCUGAGUAAAUUUCCCUAUUCAAAGUACAGUCAGAAGAAUAAAUCUCAUGAUAGUGUCUAUUUCCCAGGAGCACUGGAUGGGUGGAAAAACUCUGGCUCUCUUCUUACAAUGUGGAAUGGGAAUUCAGGAAAUGAUAUCAUUAUUUCCCCAUUCGGCAGCUCUGGAGCUGCCAGUAUGCCCUCUAGUCCAAAACAAAGCAGGAAAAUGAAUAUACAUGACAUUAUCUCCAUUCAGGCUAGGUCAACUAAACAAAAGGAUUCAGCAAUGGAAGCUCAGGAGCCUAGAACCAGAAAAUAUCCGAGUGGGUCAUUGAGCCACAUGGGAGUUUAUAGUCGGUCAUUGCCCAGGCUUUAUAAAUCAACAGAAAGCCAACUCACACCACUGAGUUUACCACCCAGAAGCUCUUUGGGGAAUUCCAAAAGAAAAAAGACUAUUGAAAAAGACCCUCUACCUCAAAAUAUACUGGAUGCCGACAAUUACCUUCAUUUUUCUUCUUGCACUUCAGGAGUAUUGCCAUACUCAAACUUUCUACCUGAAGUGAAUUCCUAUGUAAAUUCAACUCUCAGUGUUCCUGCAAGCCCCCGGAUAGCUAGGAAAAUGCUUCUGGCAUCUACUUCCUCAUAUGCAUCUGAUGACUUUGAUAGGGUUGGAUUGUCAGGAACAAGCCCUAAUAAUUCAUUUAUUCUUGUUGAUGCCGAGAGAGGGUUUCCUGCAAGAAGAAGAAUUUCCAAUAGCUCUAUGGAGUUUGAUGAAACAGAUUUGGAAAGCCACAGGCAGACUCCUUCCAUGCGAGAGAGAAAGAGCAGCAUUAGUUCUGUUUCUGGAAGAGAAGACCUAAUGGACUACCAUAGGAGGCAAAGAGAAGAAAGGCUGAAAGAACAGGAAAUGGAGAGACUGGAGCGCCAGAGACUAGAGACCAUUCUUAAUCUGUGUGCAGAAUAUUCCAAGCCUGACAAUGAACCUGCCACAGUCACUACCGUAGCGGAUGUUCAGAAAAUUAAUAAAGAACUUGAAAAACUCCAGUUGUCUGAUGAAGAUUCUGUCUUUGAAGACUCUCAGAUAAUAGCAGACUCAAGAUUCAGAGAUCUUUUGCAGCUUCCAGCUGAAGAUUCUGAUUUCUCUGAACUUGGUGAUCUUGGACAAAAUUCUAUGGGUUUCUUUUCCUCAAGAGGAAUCAGAACGAAUAAACAUUUAAAUGGCAACAGGACAAGUUCACCUUUAUCUUCUACUUUCCUGAAGGAUGUCACUGAAUCUCCCUAUCUAAGCAUUAUGUCAAAGUCACCAGAAUGCAUAAGCAAUGAACAAAUAACAUCAGAACUUACUCAAAUGGAAGAACAGCGCAUUAUAAUACUAAAUAACCUGGAAGAACUUGAACAAAAGAUCAAAGAUUUAAAUGAUCAGAUGGAUGAAUCCUCCAGAGAGAUGGAUAUGGAAUGUGCUCUGUUGGAAGCAGAGCAGAAAUCUGAAACAGCUGAACUGCUGAAGGAGAAGGAAAUAGUAGAUCAUUUGAACAGGAAGAUAGCAGAGUUGGAGAGAAAUGUCAUUGGUGAAAAGGCCAAGGAAAAAAUAAAGCUUGAUGCUGAGAGGGAAAAACUAGAAAAGCUUCAGGAGCUUUACUCCGAGCAGAAGACUCAGCUUGAUAAUUGCCCCGAGUCCAUGAGGGAACAAUUACAGCAGCAGCUUAACAGGGAUGCAGACUUGUUGGAGGUAGAAAGCAAACAUUUUGAAGAUUUGGAAUUUCAGCAGCUUGAAAAUGAAAGCAGAUUAGAUGAAGAAAAGGAGAAUUUAACACAACAGCUUCUGCGUGAAGUUGCUGAAUAUCAGCGUAGCAUUGUCAGUAGAAAGGAAAAGGUUUCUGCUCUCAAAAAGCAAGCCAGUCACAUUGUACAACAAGCACAAAGAGAACAAGAUCAUUUUGUGAAAGAAAAAAACAAUUUACUAAUGAUGUUGCAGAGGGAGAAAGAAAAUCUUUGCAAUCUAGAAAAGAAGUAUUCCUCUCUAUCCGGAGGCAAAGGAUUUCCUCUGAGUCCCAGCAGUCUAAAAGAGGAUUUUGUGAAUGUAAAUGACAUUAGUGACCCGCAUGGCAAUUCAAUGAAUAUCUCCCCUUCUACUCAGCCCCCCUCUGCUGCUGAUGCUGCUCCCACUGAAUCUUCCACAUCUGGCCUGAUAAGCCAGUCACAAAAUAAAGAGCAUUUCCGAAAUUUGGAAGAGAGAAAGAAACAGCACAAAGAAGGCCUGUACAUGAGUGAUACUUUGCCUCGCAAGAAAACGGCUCCUCCCAUAUCACCUCAUUUCAGUAGUUCUACUCUUGGACGAAGCGUUAAAGGUCACCUGCCACUGGGACAAAGCAGUAGUUGUGGCAACAUACUUCCUCAUUGUUCAGGAUCUAUGACCAAAGAUUUGGAGACAAGAAGAACACAUAAAGGUUAUAAUCAUCAGCACCUCCGUGAGGAUCAAAGCCAGAAGUCUCCUGAAUUCUACAGCAGAACUGCCUCAGAAUCAAAUGUGUAUCUGAAUACCUUUCAUUAUCCUAAUUCUAAUCUGAAAGACCACACCUUUGAUACGCUUAGUUUAGAUAGCUCGGACAGUAUGGAGACAAGUAUAUCUGCCUGUUCCCCAGAUAAUAUUUCCAGUGCCAGUACUGCAAAUGUGGCAAGAAUAGAAGAGAUGGAAAGACUUUUAAAACAAGCUCAUGCUGAGAAGACACGAUUGCUUGAAUCCAGGGAACGAGAAAUGGAAGUUAAAAAAAAGGCACUAGAAGAAGAAAAGCGUCGUAGAGAACAGUUAGAAAAAAGGUUACAAGAAGAAACUAGUCAUCGACAAAAACUAAUUGAAAAAGAAGUCAAGAUACGUGAAAAGCAGAGAAGCCAGUCUCGUCCCCUGACCCGUUAUUUGCCAGUCAGAAAGGAAGAUUUUGAUCUGCGUGGCCACAUAGAGACAGCUGGUCAUAAUAUAGAGACUUGUUACCAUGUCUCACUCACUGAGAAGACUUGCCGAGGCUUUCUUGUUAAGAUGGGAGGGAAAAUUAAAACCUGGAAAAAACGAUGGUUUGUGUUUGAUAGAAACAAGAGAACAUUUUCUUAUUAUGCAGACAAACAUGAAACUAAAUUAAAAGGAGUAAUUUAUUUCCAAGCCAUUGAAGAAGUCUAUUAUGAUCAUUUAAAGAAUGCUUGCAAGAGUCCUAACCCAUUGCUUACCUUCAGCGUUAAAACUCAUGACAGAAUAUAUUAUAUGGUGGCCCCAUCACCAGAAGCUAUGCGAAUAUGGAUGGAUGUAAUAGUUACAGGAGCAGAAGGUUACACACACUUCAUGUUGUAGUUAAAUGUAAAGCAAAGUUUCAACAAUAGGGCAUAAUGCAAUAAUAGCUGUGUUUGUGAGGGUGGAAAGCCAUAUAUGGUCAUAUUUGACAAGUCAUAUGUAUAAAAUUCUAUUACUAGACCUAAUCUUAUAUCUCAAAAGGAAAUGCAUCAUAUGUAAGGCAACAUGAAAUUCUGGUGAGAUUGACUUUAUUUUGUUAUGUAUUAGAUUCAUUAGAUGUUGACACAACAGACAAAAUCCCCUCUAAAAGAUCAGUACCCUUCAAAAAUGAAUAACCGGAUAUUCAUAAGCCAAUUUCUGUGGCAUUUUCUUACAAGUUCUACCAGGCAAAACUUUCCUUAUGGAAAAAAUGCCAUUAAGUUAACAGUGUUGCUAUGCUUUUAAGUAUAGUAUUUUGUAUUAUGAAAGUGAGAAAGAAAGAUACGAUGCCUCUAUAU